CCUCGCUCUCCCUUUGGCUUCCACCAGCCCUUCGCUCCCCGGCUCCUUCAGCUGCUGCAGUCAGUCUCUCUCUCUCUCUCUCUCUCUCUCUCUCUCUCUCUCUCUCUCUCUCUCUCUCUCUCUCUCUCUCUCUCCUCUCAAGUUUCCUAUCUUCUCAAGAUCGGGGCAAAGGAAGGAAAACAUCGAAUUCGCCUUGCUCUUUCAGGUAGGAGGUGAUGAAGGCGAAAUUGGAUAUCUCCAACAUGCAAUCCCUGCUGCUUGUUUUCUUGGUGUGGGAUCCAGCCAGGUUGGUGCUGGCUAACAUCCAAGAAGAUGAGGCUAAAAAUAACAUUACCAUCUUUACAAGAAUUCUAGACAGACUUCUGGAUGGUUACGAUAAUCGGCUUAGACCAGGACUGGGAGACAGUAUUACUGAAGUCUUCACUAAUAUCUACGUGACCAGUUUUGGCCCUGUCUCAGAUACAGAUAUGGAAUACACUAUAGAUGUUUUCUUUCGACAAAAAUGGAAAGAUGAACGGUUGAAAUUUAAAGGACCUAUGAAUAUCCUUCGACUUAACAAUUUAAUGGCUAGCAAAAUUUGGACUCCAGAUACCUUCUUUCACAAUGGCAAAAAGUCAGUAGCUCAUAAUAUGACAAUGCCAAACAAACUGCUUCGAAUCCAGGAUGACGGGACUCUACUGUACACAAUGAGGCUUACAGUUCAAGCUGAAUGUCCAAUGCACUUGGAGGAUUUUCCAAUGGAUGCUCAUUCAUGUCCUCUGAAAUUUGGCAGCUAUGCAUAUACAACUUCAGAGGUCACUUAUAUUUGGACUUACAAUGCAUCUGACUCAGUACAGGUUGCUCCUGAUGGCUCCAGGUUAAAUCAAUAUGAUCUGCUGGGCCAAUCAAUUGGAAAGGAGACAAUUAAAUCCAGUACAGGUGAAUAUACUGUAAUGACAGCUCAUUUCCACUUGAAAAGAAAAAUUGGGUAUUUUGUGAUUCAGACCUAUUUGCCUUGCAUCAUGACUGUCAUUCUCUCCCAAGUGUCAUUCUGGCUUAACAGAGAAUCUGUGCCUGCAAGAACUGUGUUUGGAGUAACAACUGUUCUGACAAUGACAACUCUGAGCAUCAGUGCUCGAAAUUCUCUCCCCAAAGUGGCUUAUGCUACUGCCAUGGACUGGUUUAUUGCUGUUUGUUAUGCUUUUGUGUUCUCUGCCCUAAUUGAAUUUGCAACUGUUAAUUAUUUCACCAAAAGAGGAUGGGCUUGGGAUGGGAAGAGUGUAGUAAAUGACAAGAAAAAAGAAAAAGCUUCUGUCAUGAUACAGAACAAUGCUUAUGCGGUGGCUGUUGCCAAUUAUGCCCCGAAUCUUUCAAAAGAUCCAGUACUCUCCACCAUCUCCAAGAGCGCAACCACGCCAGAACCCAACAAGAAGCCGGAAAACAAGCCAGCAGAAGCCAAGAAAACCUUCAAUAGUGUUAGCAAAAUUGACAGAAUGUCCAGAAUAGUUUUCCCAGUUUUGUUUGGUACAUUUAAUUUAGUUUACUGGGCCACGUAUUUAAACAGAGAGCCUGUGUUAGGGGUCAGUCCUUGAAUCUAGAUACAAGUUAUCUUUGGGAUGUAUAGCAACAUUAAACUUGGGUGUUUGGCUCUGUACAGUCUGACUAAUAACUGCUAAUUUGUGAACCAAUAUGUACAGUAUGUAUAUAAUGAUGUAGCUUACCAGUAGACCUUUAAUGGAGACAUGCAUUUGCUAACUCAUGGAACUAUGGGCAGAAAGCACCCCAUGCCAAAAGAGCCAUUGUCUUUUUUAAAGAUUUCCCCUAGGACUUGGUUUCAAGUGGAUUUCAGAUGACCUGAUAUUUCUUUUUCCUAUCCUAAUAAUGAUGAAAGUGGAGAUCCUGUAUCACCCUUUAUGGAACCUUUUGAUUUAGGUAUUAAAUAGGAUUAUUUUCUACUGUUGCCUAUCUAUGAUGGAAGAUAACAUUGUCAUUCAAAGAUGAAUACUUCGAAAUAGCAGAACCUUAUAUCUGCAACAUCAGUUCCCUUCAUGAAUGCACAAAAUCCCCGCUAAUACUAUUGGAAGCUUGACUCAGACACGCAGAAGAAGAAAAACUAGAAAUCUGAAAUCAGCUUUUACCUAUUCUGUAUAGUAUCUAUAGCCAUGUACAUAUUACAGCAUGACAAGCUCAAACAAUUAUGAGUCACCCUGACAGGAUGUUAAU
This is a messenger RNA of Urocitellus parryii (Arctic ground squirrel), 2202 nucleotides long. The record is from RefSeq and is a predicted model, not a curated record. NCBI's taxonomy places the organism in Eukaryota, Metazoa, Chordata, Mammalia, Rodentia, Sciuridae.